Caretta caretta (loggerhead turtle) is the source of this 1542-nucleotide messenger RNA. The record is from RefSeq and is a predicted model, not a curated record. NCBI's taxonomy places the organism in Eukaryota, Metazoa, Chordata, Testudines, Cheloniidae.
GGAGGGAGCAGUGCAUUGUGGGAAGGGGCGGUCCUAUGGGGCAAGAAAGCAGUGCAUUAUGACACAGCGUACCCCCCAGUAUCCCACAAUGCACUGCGGUGCCCCAGAAAUGGGGGGCCACAACUUGAGAGGGAGCAGUGCAUCAUGGGAAGGGAAAGGGCCCCCCCCAGUAUCCCACAAUGCACUGCAGGUGCCCCAGAAAUUGGGGAGGGGGUUGCCUGGAGCAGUGCAUUGUGGGAAGGGAAAGGGGGUCCCCCCCACAGAUAUGGGGUCCCAGUGCAAACCAGUCAGCCCAGCAUGGAUCAGUACAGCAUCCUGGGCAGGAUCGGGGAAGGAGCCCACGGCAUCGUCUUCAAAGCCAAGAACAUAGAGUCGGGGGAGACUGUGGCGCUGAAGAAGGUGGCUCUGCGGAGACUGGAGGACGGGAUCCCGAACCAGGCGCUGCGGGAGAUCAAAGCACUACAGGAGAUUGAGGAGAAUCAGCAUGUGGUGAAGCUGAAGGCCGUGUUCCCCCAUGGCGCAGGCUUCGUGCUGGUGUUCGAGUACAUGCUGUCGGACCUGGCCGAGGUGAUCCGCAACGCCCAGCAGCCUCUCACGCAGGCCCAGGUGAAAGGCUACAUGCUCAUGCUGCUGCAGGGGGUGGCCUUCUGCCACGCCAAUAAUAUCAUGCACCGGGAUCUGAAACCAGCCAAUUUACUCAUCAGCUCUGCGGGGCAGCUGAAGAUUGCAGAUUUUGGCCUCGCCAGGGUGUUCUCCAGUGACACAGUCCGGCUCUACAGCCACCAGGUGGCCACCAGGUGGUACCGCGCCCCGGAGCUCCUGUAUGGCGCCCGGAAGUAUGACGAAGGGGUGGAUUUGUGGGCUGUGGGCUGCAUUUUUGCCGAACUGCUGAACAAUUCGCCCCUCUUUCCUGGGGAGAACGACAUCGAACAGCUCUGCUGCGUGCUCCGGGUGCUGGGUACCCCCAGCCAGCGCGUCUGGCCGGAGAUCACGGAGCUGCCUGACUACAACAAGAUCUCGUUCAAAGACAACCCGCCCAUCCCGCUGGAGGAGGUGCUGCCUGACGCCCCCCCACAGGCCCUGCAGCUCCUCAAGCGCUUCCUGGUCUACCCUUCCCGGGAGCGCGUGAGGGCAGCCCAGGCAUUGCUGCAUCCCUAUUUCUUCACCCCCCCGCUGCCUGCCCACCACUCGGAGCUCCCUGUUCCCCAGCGCGGGGCUAGGAAGGCCCGGCAGGGACCCCCGCAUCAGCGUGACUUCCACGUCGAGCGGCCCGUGGAGGAGUCUGUGGUGGACCCCGAAUGGGUGGCCCCUUAUGUGAUGCGAGGGUGAAGAUGGGACAUGGGGCCUGUCCCCUCUAGGGGGCGCUGGCUCUGAAUCAGCCCUGUGGAGGGUGAAGAUUGGCCCCAGAUCCCUAUAUAGUCCCUGUAAUAGGGACCCCCAGUCUGUCUGUCCCCCCAGCAUCUCCCCCUCUGGUUCCUGGUGCUCUCUGGACUCUGUGGUGACACUGAGUUUUGUAAUUAAAUGGCUUUUGUUUACUGUGAA